Mollisia scopiformis is the source of this 831-nucleotide messenger RNA. RefSeq lists its product as uncharacterized. Bases 1 to 831 code for a protein of 276 amino acids. The transcript is spliced from 3 exons. Lineage: Eukaryota; Fungi; Ascomycota; Leotiomycetes; Helotiales; Mollisiaceae. The record is from RefSeq and is a predicted model, not a curated record.
AUGCCACGAUCUGCAACGGAUGCUACGCGCUUUACAUCCACGACUCCCUAUGCCUCCGCGAAACCGCCACCUUCAGCACAAAAGAGCAAGGGACCGGUUGGGGAAACACCACAAGAAAAGAUUAGAAGACUCAGAGCUGCGGCUGAUAGGGCGAGAGAUGCGCAGGUGACGACCUUUGAUAAGAUUGUUAUUAGGGGAAGAGUAUGGGCCGAUCGAGCGCAUCGAUUUACGGCUCUGAGCUUGAUCGGAGCUACUUUUGUUGCUGGAGGUGUUACUGUAUACACAUUCUGGGAUAUGAUUGUCUAUAAUCGAAAGAAACGGGCCCAAUUCUACCAAGAACAGAAAGCGAAGCAACAAUCUGCCGUUCAUGAUGCUAGAGAGGCAAUAGCAGCUGGAACAGCGACAGAAGCGCAGAUCAACUUCAUAAAGAUGGAAGACGACUACCAGUCCAAGGUAGAUGCCGCAAAAAAGAAGAAAGCAGAGCCAGGUCCUGUAAGAAAAGCGAGGGAUUGGCUAUUCGAAGGCUUGAAGAAAGAGGAGCAGGGCAAAGAUGUGGGCACCAGUGAAAGAAGAUUAGGUUAUGAGGCUCUGAGUGAAGAGGACGACAGUAUGGGUGAGAGGGAGAGCGACAUUGUUAGGGCACUGGAAGACAAGAAAAUUGCCAUCACAGAGAAGGCCAAGCACGCAUUUGCACAAGAACGACACUUAGAAAGGACUGGAGGGCCAUUGGACCGAAUAGGAACUGCUACCGAAACUUCUGUGGUGGUGGCGUCGGCAACACAAGAUCAACCAAAAUCUAAAAGUUGGAGUUCAUGGAUAAUGGGACGAUGA